Messenger RNA from Salvelinus sp. IW2-2015, 2558 nucleotides. RefSeq lists its product as uncharacterized. The record is from RefSeq and is a predicted model, not a curated record. Lineage: Eukaryota; Metazoa; Chordata; Actinopteri; Salmoniformes; Salmonidae. Gene Ontology annotation, molecular function: DNA-binding transcription factor activity, RNA polymerase II-specific; RNA polymerase II cis-regulatory region sequence-specific DNA binding. Gene Ontology annotation, biological process: regulation of transcription by RNA polymerase II.
AACAAUGGCUAAACGUAUGGUUUUUCACACUCAAAUAGCCUCCAUUAUGGAGGUGCUAGCRAAUGCAGCCGUGGCAGAGGUCUGUAAACUCGUCGACGACGACUAUGCMGUGUUUUGUUUGGAAAUAACUCAAAGCCAGAAAGAAAACAGUGUAUUGCGAACAGAACUGAAAGUGGCACGGGAGCGCGCAGAGAAGACAGCGCGAGAGCGCGUCCUCGCUAGUCGUCCCAGUAGUGUCAAGAUCCUCGACCGAUACAGAGGAAUGGCAAGAGGUGAAGGCCACAGGAGCUUUAUGAAGCCAGUUGGACACAACGUGUGGAGAGAUGACCAACCCAUAGCUAUAGAUGAGGGGAGUGGAACCUCACCCCAGCAUGUUAUCGUGAAAGAGUCUGCAGAUGCAGAGGCUGCAGGUCCUGGGGUCAAGCUGGAGAGGUCUGAAGGAGAGGACCCAUGGCACAGCAGAGACAUCCAGGAUGGUGCAGUGUCUGGAGUGGCACCCCCUGUAGCCAUGGAGGACCCCACCACCACACCAGCACUGCCCAGGACCCGACACAGCAUCACGGAUGUCAGUGGAACGCUGAAUGCUGUCCUCAAGUCAGAGACGGACACUACGACUUUAACAGUGCUGGAGCGACUGGGCGGUCCUCCUGCUCCCCGCUCAGAGUAUUUAGUUUACGGGAGCCCGAGGACGGUUCUGUUCCAUCAGGACUCAAGUGACACGUUACAGAAUAGCAAUGAUCCGUCCUGUUCAUACGCUACAGACACAGAGAUGAUACCUGGUGACAUGCCUGUGGACUUAGAUACACAGACUAAUCCAAUGAGAGGGGACUGGAACCAGUACAGCAGUAGUGUAUACUCUGAAGGGUCCCUAGAUAAGAAAGGGGAGGGUCUGGUUGUAGAUGAGGUGACUGUGAAGGAGGAGGGCGACCCUCCUCUGACAUGGAAUGCAGGCGAUACUCACUUARGAGAAGGACAGUCGCAGGGCAACACUAGUGACUUCUUAGACUACAGGGAAAGCUUAGAGCCAAAUCCAAAUAUCGCAACCCACUCCCCUUUACACGCGUUCAGGGAUUCAGACCCAGAGUCCACAUCGAUGGCACCUUCCAAUUCACACGGCUGCGUCCUUUUUGAUCAGGUAUUGAAUUCAAAGGAUGUAAGGUCCAAGACUCGGGGAGGGGGAGAAAYAUCAGGUAACAGUAAAGAGAAACGKUUCCUCUGCAUGUUCUGUAACAAAGGCUUCAGCUGCCCCCAGAAGGUGGAGAUUCACCAGAGGGUCCAUACAGGGGAGAGAUUAUUCAGCUGUACCCAGUGUCCCAUGCGCUUCACCCAGGCUGGCACCCUGAAGAGACACCAGAGGGUCCACACAGGGGAGAAACCCUUCAGCUGUACCCAGUGUCACAUGCGCUUCACACAGUCUGGCAACCUGAAGAUCCACCAGAGGGUCCACAUAGGGGUGAAACCCUUCAGCUGUACCCAGUGUCACAUGUGCUUCUCCCAGGCUUGGAACCUGAAGAGCCACCAGAGGGUCCACUCAGGAGUGUCUAGAGGUGCUGCUGGUGAAGGAAGAGAGGUGUGAGGAGGGUCUGGGGAUCCCUGAAGGUAGUGACGGGAUGAUUAAUACAGAAGCUCCGAUGCAGUUUUCUAAGCACUACUGAUUCGACAACGUUUCAAUGCUUGCGUCAAAGUAACAAUACCAUGUGAGGAUGACGUUCGAAGCUUCGGGCGUCACAGUAUCAUCUGACAGGUGUCGGAUUUCCAGUCGGAGCUCAUAUUUUCCCCCAGAGUUCCCAGUUAUUUUGAACGCACUUAAGUCGGAGAUUUGAGUUUCCAGUUGCUCUGAAGAAGGCAUGAGAGUGCCGAUCUCAUUCCAGCUCUGCUGGGAGCUUUCAAGAAUCUUUGAAUUUUGUCUAGRUAAUUCAGUUUUAGCAGGUGAAAGAUAGUUCAGGGCGUACAGCCAAAUGGCGGAUUAAUCUAUCCUGAAACCAUAACACAGUAUCGAAUCUUGAGACUUUUUCUUUUUCAGAACAGUGAUUGUAAAUGAAACAACUAUAGUAGUUUUUAUUGAUAAUUAUCAAAUGAUGUAUCCAAAGUUUGUUGUUAAUAUGUAAAAGUGAGUGGAAAAAGUUUAAUUAAAACCCAAGGCAAAGUUGACAAGCAGUUACCUGCUUGUCAACUUGAGGUAAAAAGCUUUGUUUGAUCCAACUCAGUAGCUUCCAAAACAACGAUCUCUGCUGCACAGUACUUAGACUUAUUCUAGAUAUUCUUCUGCUUUUCUCACCUGACAGGUGGCUCAGCCUGUAGAGCAGCGCAAGUCAGUCGUCUUCUAACAGCACAAGAUUAAACUAGCUACAUUGUAUUUCUAACUUUUACAUUCUGAGUUUAGAUAAGCAUAGGCUGCUCAGUUUUUUWAAUUUAACAUCUUAAAUCAUGCCAUGUAACCACCAUAUUUUGUAAAGUUGUUAGUUUCAAACACUGAGCUAGUGUGCUUUUUCGAACCAUGAUUUGCAAAAUUCUUGAUCCCACGGAAUUUCUUMAAUAAAAUGUUUCUGUCAUACAUA